Messenger RNA from Choloepus didactylus (southern two-toed sloth), 4359 nucleotides. RefSeq names its product taxilin gamma (gene TXLNG). NCBI's taxonomy places the organism in Eukaryota, Metazoa, Chordata, Mammalia, Pilosa, Megalonychidae. The record is from RefSeq and is a predicted model, not a curated record. Gene Ontology annotation, molecular function: syntaxin binding. The coding region runs from base 9 to 1589 and encodes 526 amino acids. Gene Ontology annotation, biological process: regulation of cell cycle. The transcript has 10 exons.
GUCACCUCAUGGCGACGCAGGUAGAGGAGGCAACGCGGGGAAGAGGCGGCGGCGCUGAGGAGGCGACUGAAGCCGGACGGGGAGGACGGCGACGUAGCCCGCGGCAGAAGUUUGUAAUUGGCACAAUGGAAGAAGCUGGAAUUUGUGGGCUAGGAGUGAAAGCAGAUAUGUUGCAUAACUCUCAAUCAAAUGAUAUUCUUCAACAUCAAGACUCAAAUUAUGAUGGCACAAGUAACAAACAUUUAUUGGAAGAGGACGAAGGCAGUGAUUUUAUAACAAAGAACAGGAAUUUGGUGAGCCCAGCAUACUGCACGCAAGAGGCAAGAGAGGAAACUCCUGGUCGAGAAGCUCGGAUGGAUCCUCCUGAUGGCCAGCAGGAUUCCCAGUGCAACAGGAACAAAGAGAAGACUUUAGGGAAAGAAGUUUUAUUAUUGAUGCAAGCCCUAAACACCCUUUCAACUCCAGAGGAGAAGCUGGCAGCUCUCUGUAAGAAAUAUGCUGAUCUCUUGGAGGAGAGCAGGAAUGUUCAGAAGCAAAUGAAGAUUCUGCAGAAGAAGCAAGCCCAGAUAGUGAAAGAAAAAGUUCAUUUACAGAGUGAACACAGCAAGGCUAUCUUGGCAAGAAGCAAACUAGAGUCUCUUUGCAGGGAACUUCAGCAUCACAAUAAGACAUUAAAGGAAGAAAAUAUGCAGCAGGCACGAGAGGAAGAAGAGAGACGCAAAGAAGCAACUGCACAUUUCCAGAUUACUUUAAAUGAGAUUCAGACACAGCUGGAACAACACGACACACACAACGCCAAACUCCGACAGGAGAAUAUUGAAUUGGGAGAGAAACUGAAGAAGCUCAUUGAACAGUAUGCACUGAGGGAAGAGCAUAUUGAUAAAGUGUUCAAACAUAAGGAACUGCAACAACAACUUGUGGAUGCCAAACUUCAGCAAACGACACAGCUUAUAAAAGAAGCUGAUGAAAAACAUCAAAGAGAGAGAGAGUUUUUAUUAAAAGAAGCAACAGAAUCAAGGCACAAAUAUGAACAAAUGAAACAGCAAGAAGUACAACUGAAACAGCAGCUUUCUCUCUAUAUGGAUAAGUUUGAAGAAUUCCAGACUACCAUGGCAAAAAGCAAUGAACUUUUUACGACCUUCAGGCAGGAAAUGGAAAAGAUGACAAAGAAAAUUAAAAAACUGGAAAAAGAAACGAUUGUCUGGCGUGCCAAAUGGGAAAACAAUAAUAAGGCGCUUCUGCAAAUGGCUGAAGAGAAAACUGUCCGUGAUAAAGAGUACAAGGCCUUUCAAAUAAAACUGGAACGGUUAGAGAAGCUGUGCCGAGCUCUUCAAACGGAAAGAAAUGAGCUCAGUGAGAAGGUGGAAGUCCUUAGAGAGCAGGUGUCUAGAGAAGCAGCAGGUGUGGGUUUAGCGAGGCCUGUGCUCCAGGCGGGCCCGGCCCUGGCUUCUCACAAGGAGCUGGACACUUCCUCUCAAACAGCCCCAGGGGCCCCCCUUGAAGCAAAGCCCAAGGCAGCCAGUGAAAAAACUGCCGCUCCAAAGACCCUGGCCACGGGCUCUGUCCCAGGCACUGAUUCAGUUGACUAAGAUGAAGUGUCAGCACUGUUUUGAGAGAUAUAUUUUGUGUAUAACUUUCUCUGUUAGUAGUAAACUAUUGGUUUUGUGGUGAAAAUUUUCUUACUUUUUCUACCAUAUCUGUAUUUUCUUAGAACUACUGGACUUAUGUGGUACAGGAGGCUGCUUAGAGUUUUGAAUAGUUUUAAUCGCUCCCUUUUCCCCAGCUGUGUUGCACAUCUGCCUCACUGUCCCCCUUCAUUGGCAUGCAUGUGUUCAUUGCGUUGUCCUUUCUCUUCCCUGCUCCUUGCACAUAAUCGUCACUAUUAAAAUUCCAGUCAAGACAGGGCCAACCAUUACGAGGGAACUUUGUUCUGAGCAUGGUUCCUAGAUGUAAAAACAUUAAUUUAAAUUUUCUGCCUGCCAUUAAUAUAAUUCAAUAAAAUAAAAUAUACAAGAUGAUUAGUUUUGUCUAAUAUCCCAUUUAAAUGCCAAGUAAAAAUAAAAGUCUAGUGUUAGAUCAGAACCAAGCAUAGGAUAUCUGAUUCAAAUUAGCUUUUGGGUAAUUGUUUGUCACUUGAUAAAACUGAGAUGGCCACAAGCCUUGAGUCCCACAAAGUUAUGCCAGAAUAUGUAUACAAAGAUGUCACCUGUAAACAAAAUAGUACAUACAGUCAAAUCAUUGGACAAACACACUUAAUGUUUAUGUGACUAAAAAGUCAACAAUGCUGCUUUGCUUUCAGGCUAGAACUGAUGUGUGGAAUUUUUCUACCCAAAUGUCUACCAUAGAGUAUGCUGGUUUUUGUUUGGUUUCAAUUUGGGAUUUGGGUACUUAUUCUCCACCUCCCACAGAAAGGCACCAUUCUUCAAAAAUUGCUUUUGGCAUUUGCAGUCACUUCCAGUCCCUUGUCAGUUUAAGUCAAUUAGGGUAAAUUCUAUGUAGCUUUCAAUAGGCGAAGGUCCCUCUGCUGGUUACUUGAAAGGUUGAUGUUCAACUGUUAGAAGAGUCCCACCAGCAAAAUAUCCCAGGCUCUUUAAAGUGAAUUUUAACUUUGGAUCAUCUUAACUGAAACUGCUUUCAUUUCCAAAACAAAGACUGGAACCAACAUUUUUUCCCCUUUGGGAAAACUUGGUGCAGGGUGGUGUUCAGUAGUCACUAUCCUUAUUCUUGUGCUUUCACUGUUUCUCAUCCCUUUCCUACUGACUUAACUGUUUUAAAGGGGAAAAAAAAACAACCCAGUAUUAUCAAGGUCUCUGCACUUGGGAGUGGGGGAAAUUUCUAAAUUAAGCCUGUAACUUUUGCAUUUGUUUCUUAACUUUCCUUUGAUUGAGACAUGGGUAAAUUAUACAAAUGAGCAAUCAGGCUGCACCAAUGGUAAAAACUUUGACAUUGUCCCUAGUAAACUUUUGCAUUGAAAGACUUUGAAAUAGAAAGGUUCUAACCAAACCUGUUAGCACAUUCCACUGAGCAAAACCAUCAAACUGACACUUCUCAAUUGCUCACUGGACUGAAGAAGCCCAAGUUUUCCGUCCAGUUAAAAGGGUUUUGUCCUUGUUCAAGUUUUAUGUAUAAGGUCCUGUUACAUUUGUGGUCUAAACUGGGUUGAAAGAAUUACAAAUUUGUCCAUCCAUAGAUGAGAAACAUCAUCUGGACUGGAAGAUUAGAUCCAAGCUGCCACCAUGAGUCAUGCUAAUCAAGGGCCAGACAGUGAGGAAACAAAAUCCAGAGUAGGUUAUCUGAUUAUUCUCUCAAAAUGAGGUGAAAACAAAAAGCCCUCCCACAACCUUUCAUAACACCCCCCAUUACUAAAUGAAAUAGACUAAUUUCCCUCAGAGGAAAUGAAGGUAUAUAUCAGAAAUAGAAUCUAUCUUAAAACUAGUACUAAUGAUCACAUUUCACAAGAACUCUGCUGGAUGUACAGCUCUUAACAUUUUAUUCAGCCAGUUGUGGAGCCCACAUUUCUUUGUGGUACUUGUUCUCUGUGGAAGAUUGUAAAUCUUAAACCUUUGCAUAUUCUCAAGGGCUUUAUAAAGCAAUGUGAUUAACAGUACUUGGCCUGCUGCUUACGGCUUACUAUGUAUAUUUAGCUAGAUGCUACCAUGGUGUUUAAGAAUAUGGAUUCUGUCUGGGAUGUAUUUAUUUAUUUGGUCUUUCAGAAUCUCCCUACCAUUACCCUGUUAAGAAUAAAAACAAAUGGGACCCUCUAGGGCCACUCUCGUAAAGCAAUCCCCUCACCAGCCAGUGUUGUGGCUUUGUAGCACGCCCUGUAUCUACCGUAUUCUAGAACACUGUAAUGCUCCUACGCUGACCCAGAAAAGGUUUAAAUGUUGAAGUCACUUAAAUUGCAUUUGUUGCACCAUUGUGGAAUCUUGAUUUGUAUUAUAGUGGCAGUAGAUGCCAAGGUGUAGAAAAAACUUGUGUCUUGGAUAAUGCACCAUUUCAUCCUCAGACUUAUAGGAAUAUAUUUCUCAGUCUUGAGACCAGUAUUUUUUAUUAGUUAUGUGUUCAACUGCUUUUAUUACACCUAGUUAUCACAAUUCAAUUCUCAGGUGUUUCAGAAAAAUCUACCUCUUUCCGACUGUAGAUGGAAAUAACUGUGAAAAAAUGGAUGCAGAUAUCUUCUAGUUUGUGCUAAACACACUGCUUUAUUUUUACAGCCCACGUCUUUCAUGAGGAUACGAAUUGUUAAGAGGCAGGCUUGUUUUGCUUUUCAAAGACAUUUUGUAGAGAUUUUUCACUAAUGUGAACCUGAUUUUAUCUAUUCAAUUCUGUAUAGAUUAAGUAAAUAUGUAUGAAAUUUAA